Messenger RNA from Fraxinus pennsylvanica, 897 nucleotides. Lineage: Eukaryota; Viridiplantae; Streptophyta; Magnoliopsida; Lamiales; Oleaceae. The record is from the annotation of a GenBank genome assembly.
AUGGCUAACCGAUGGUGGACUUGGCAAGAAGGUGUACCAGGAUUUGAGUCAUCACCAUCAGUUAGCUCACCAGCUUUGAAAAAAGCAAAUCUAAGCAUAUCCAUUAACCACCAUAAUCCAACACCAUCACCAUUCAAGGAGCCUGCUAUGAAUGAUCACAAUUCCAACGAUGGUCUUGGGGGUGGAAGAGAAGAUGAAGAAGAAAGAGAACAAAGUGAUGAGCCCAUCGAGGCUAUCGAGGUCCCAACGCAUAGGGCAAGAGGCAGGCCUACAGGUUCAAAGAACAAGCCAAAACCGCCCGUAUUUGUGACGAGGGACAGCCCUAAUGCUCUGCGCAGCCAUGUUAUGGAGGUGGCGAGUGGCUCCGAUGUAGCGGAGAGCAUCGCAGAAUUUGCAAGAAAAAGGCAAAGAGGAGUUUGUGUGUUGAGUGCAAGCGGGAUAGUCACAAAUGUGACAAUUAGGCAACCCUGUGACUCUACUGCAGUUAUGACUCUACAUGGCCGCUUCGAAAUCCUCUCCUUGACCGGUGCUUUUCUACCUGGGGAGGCGCCACUGCAGGGAUCCACAUGGCUGACUAUAUACUUAGCCGGCGGUCAGGGACACGUGGUGGGCGGUAGUGUGGUGGGUUCUCUGGAAGCUGCUGGCCCAGUAAUGGUAAUUGCUUCUACAUUUUCGAAUGCUACCUAUGAGAGGUUGCCUUUGGAUGAGGAAGAAGCCGCUGCCGCUACCACUGGCACCAAUGGUGGUGCAGAAGAAGGACAGGUUGACAUUGAUGGUGACGGCGGUGGUGGUAAGGGUGAAGCACAGUCGUUGGCCGCAUAUAAUAUGCAACUUCGGAAUGGAGGAGAGUUGAACCUUAGUUCAUUUUCAUGGAAUCAUGGCCCUGCAAAUUAUUAG